Messenger RNA from Schistosoma spindalis, 2325 nucleotides. The record is from the annotation of a GenBank genome assembly. Lineage: Eukaryota; Metazoa; Platyhelminthes; Trematoda; Strigeidida; Schistosomatidae.
AUGACAAAUACUUACGUGUGUAUCAUUUAUCCUACAACACACCGUGGUAAUAUAAAUACAGCAAUUAAAUUAAAUUAUUUAACAUGGAUUACAGCAUUUAUAUUAGCUAGUCCACUUAUUUAUUUUUCACGUAUUACUCAAUUAAAUCAUUUACAAUGUACUGAAAAAGCUGAUAAUCCUACAAUACAAAAAUUUAAAGUAUUUUAUUCAUUAGCUGCAUUAAUUAUACAAUAUAUGACACCAUUAGUUAUUGUUAUUAUUGUAUAUUAUCGUAUUUGUUUAAGUAUACGUGAUCGGAAAUUAAGGGCAAUUCAAAAAAUAUGCUUAUCACAAAUUAUACGUAAACAAUUUCAUGAACAAUAUAAUAAAGAAGAAAAUAUAUUAUAUACAAAAGAGAAUGUAAUUCCUUAUACUAAAACACAUAUUCACCAACACCACCCCCACCUCCAUCCCCACCCCCACAAUAAUAAUAAUAAUAAUAAUGUUUAUUGUUUAAAUAAUAAUAAUAAUAUGAAUUGUUCAGAUACUAAUCAACAAAUUAAUAAAUCACCUAUAACAGCAAUAUCAAUAACAUCACAAAAAGAAGCAAUUGAUCGUAGACAUCGUAAAGCAAUUAUAUUAUCAACAGUAAUUGCUAUUAUAUUUUGUUUAAGUUGGUUACCAAUUAAUACAAUGAAUGUUAUAAGUGAUAUACGUGAAUUAAUUAUUAUAAGUAGUAUUGAUAUAGCAAUUAAAAAUUUGAAAAUUAAUGAAUACGAUCAUAGUAACAAUAAUAAUUAUAAUAAUAGUAAUAAUAGUAAUGGUAAUAAUAAUACAAUGGAUAGUGACAGAACUAUCACAUCCGAUUCAAUUAAUCAACAUUCCACAACAAAUUUAAAAGCAAUUAAUCAAAUAAUGAGUAUUGAAGCUAACAAUAUUAAUGCUAUUACAGUGAUUAUUACACAAGCAUUAUGUUUAUUAUUAAUAUUAAGUUCAGCUUGUUUAAAUCCUAUAUUAUAUGGUUGGUUAAAUAAAACAUUUCGUAUGGAAUUUUAUCAAGUACUACGUAUACAUUCAUCUAUAUUACAUAACAUGAAAUCAUCUAAUAAAAAUAAUUCAUUAGAUAUUAGUAUAAAUAAAAAUAAUAUAAAUAAUGAUAACGAUUUGAUUGAUAAAACAAUUGAAGAUAAAUUACACCACCACUAUCAUCAUCAUGAACAUCAGCACCAUCAUCAUCAUCAUCAUCAUCAUGAACAUCAACAUCAGCAACAACAACAACAGCCUUAUCAAUUUUCAAAUGAUCAUAUGAAUAAAGUAAGAAUUGAAUAUAAUAGAUCAUUGACACCUACACAAGAUUCAUGUACUUUAUUUUCAUUAUUUACAUCAAGAUCAAUUGAAUUGAAUUCAACGCAAAAUUCAAUUCAUAGUAGUAGUAUUAACAAUACUCCUAAAGAUUCCAUCACUAAUACUAAUUAUAGUAUGGAUAAUAAUAAUAAUAAUAAUAAUUUAUUGAUGAAAUAUAUUCAAUUAAAAAAUGGUCAAUUAUGCAAUGAAGAUAAAAUUUCAGAUAAGAUCAUUCAUGAACAAGAAUUCUAUCAGAAAUUACAUCUAGAUAAUAAUUUAAUUAAUAUUACUAAUACUAUGGAGAACUAUAGUAUAAAUAAUGAAUCAAGAAAAUAUUUUAUAUCGAAUGGUAAUGAUAAUAUUGUUAGUGUUAAUAACAAGAAUGACAAUCACAAUGAUGAUAAUGAUGAUGGUGAUGAGGAUGAUGAUGAAUGUGAUGUGAUUCCAGAGACAGAUAGCAAUAUUGAUUUAGCGAAUCUUAGAUAUUUACCAGAUAUAACGUCUGUUUAAUCGGAGAAUUUCCUCUCACUUUUUCCUUUCUUUUUUUAUUAUAUUUCAAUUGAUCUACUUUUGUGUGAUUUCAUUUUUAGUUCUGUUUUUCUUCUGUGUGUGUCAUAUUCUUCCAGUUGAUAUUUUGUUUUGGGUUAUUUUUGUUCUUUAUGUUAUAAUAAUAAGUGCGUUUUUAGAAGAAGAAGAAGAAGAAGAAGAAGAAGAAGAAGAAAUACAUUAUUUCAUUACAGAUUGCUUUAGUUGAUUUAUCUCAAGUGGUCAAGUUUGUUGUCAAGAUAAGUUAAUUACAAAUUGUACCCAGAAUAUCGUAAAACAAAAAUAAACAAAAGAAAUUAUGGAUAUGCAUUGAUUUAUAAUGCAACAAUUUAUGCUAAAACUAUAAGUAGAAUUUGUCAAAAGUGAAUAAUAAAUAUGAGAAGGGGUUUUGUGGAAAUUGUAGGAAUUUAAAUAGUUGAGAUCAUGAGUCGAUUGAAGCUAGAUAUCAUGGAAAAC